ACCAAGUACCAAAACAGAGCAGAGCCUUCAGAAUUAUACCCAACUAAAAAGAAAAUGCCUGUUCUUGUCUUCAUUCUCCUCCCCCUUUUCUCCUCCAUGGCUGCCGCCGACGACCGAUUAAUUGAAGUACAAUGCCAUAACGCGGAGGUUCCAGCCGUCUGCAUGCAGUGCGUGAACUCCGAUCCGGAAGCCGGCCAAGCAGACAGAGUAGGCGUAGCCGCCAUUGUCCUCAACUGUCUGACCAACCAUUCGAAGACCUUAUACCACGACAUGGCGGAGCUAGCAUCUAGUUCGCAGGACAAGAACACGGAAGCCGUUGCUAAAAUUUGCCAGAAAGGGUAUUCCGAUGCAGGGCAGCAAUUGGGUGCGGCUGCGCAGGCGCUGAAGAGCGGGGAUUAUGAUAUGGCUAACGCAUCUGUGAGAGAAGCGCUUGAGAAUGAUGUUGCUUGUGGUAAUGAAGGAGAGAGUUGUAAGCUGAAUUUUCCUCCUGAUGUUGUUUAUGAAAUGAGGGUUUAUGAGGAAUUAGCUGAUGCAGCCUUGAGAAUAAUUGAUAGGCUUUAGUCUUCUUUUUCAAAGUGAUGAUGAUUUGAGAAAGGUGAAGAGAAAAUUAAUAAAUAAAGAUUAUUCUU
Molecule: messenger RNA, 629 nt
Organism: Rubroshorea leprosula
Lineage: Eukaryota; Viridiplantae; Streptophyta; Magnoliopsida; Malvales; Dipterocarpaceae
Source: the annotation of a GenBank genome assembly